Molecule: messenger RNA, 3284 nt
Organism: Ananas comosus (pineapple)
Lineage: Eukaryota; Viridiplantae; Streptophyta; Magnoliopsida; Poales; Bromeliaceae
Product: probable LRR receptor-like serine/threonine-protein kinase At1g67720
Exons: 16
Coding region: 115-2865 (916 amino acids)
Biological process (GO): protein phosphorylation
Molecular function (GO): protein binding; ATP binding; protein kinase activity
Source: RefSeq, a predicted model, not a curated record
CUCGUUGCGAAAUGCGAAGUGCGAACGCGCCAAUUCCCUCUCCCUGUAAAGGCGAAAAGAAAGGUGCAGAUCCCGCCAUUGUUGAAGCUUUUGAGGAACGCUACGCCACCAUCAAUGGCGUCUUCUCUCCGUUUCGUGUUCCUUCAUCUCGUAGUCGUCGUCGUCUUCUCUGCGGCAAAUGCUCAAAUGCCUGGUUUUGUUAGUAUAGACUGUGGAGGUACAGAGAAGUAUGUGGAUGAUAUUGGACUCGAAUGGGCUCCGGACACUCAAUUCAUCUUCGGUGAAACUGCAAAAGUAUCAAUCCCAAAUGAGAGCCGAAGACAGUACGCAACAUUACGCUACUUCCCUGCCAACGAAAGAAAGUAUUGUUAUACAUUCAACGUAACAACAAGAACUAGGUACCUUAUAAGAGCUAGCUUCUUGUAUGGGAACUUUGACAACAGUAGUGUUUUCCCGCAAUUCGACCUCUAUAUAGGAGCAUCGCAUUGGUCAACAAUUGUUAUAUAUGAUGAAAACAAAAUAAUAAGCAAGGAGAUGAUUAUGCUGGCUUCUUCACCGACAAUUAGUGUGUGUCUCUCUAAUGCUACAACAGGGCAGCCGUUUAUAUCUACAUUGGAGCUCCGACUGUUUAACGGUUCACUUUAUUAUACUGAAUAUGAGGCUGAGUUUUUCCUCAGUUUGUCUGCAAGAAUAAAUUUUGGAGCUCAGAGUACGGACUCUGUCAGGUACCCAGAUGACCCUUUCGACAGAAUAUGGGAAUCUGAUUCUAUAAGAAAGCCAAACUACUUGGUUGAUGUUGAUCCAGGAACUACAAAUGUUUCAACAAAUAUGGCUAUAGAUGUUAAUUUAAAUGAAAGACCGCCACAGAAAGUGAUGCAAACAGCAGUAGUGGGUCAAAAUGGAACAUUAACUUAUCGGCUAAACUUGGAAGGAUUUCCGGGAUGUGGGUGGGCAUUUUCAUACUUUGCAGAAAUAGAAGAUCUUAAUCCAACUGAAACAAGAAGAUUUAAGCUAUUUAUUCCAGGAAUGGCAGAUGUUAGUAAACCGACAGUUGAUGUGGAAGAAAAUGCUCCAGGAAAAUAUCGGUUGUACGAACCGGGUUACUACAAUAUUUCACUUCCGUUUGUGUUUUCUUUUGCAUUUGUGAAAACGAAUGACUCUUCCAGAGGCCCCAUUUUGAAUGCUUUGGAGAUAUACAAGUAUCUUCCGAUAAAUUUUGGCUCUCAAGAUGCGUCUGUUAUGGCAAGCUUUGUAUCGCACUAUCCAUUUGCUGAUUUGGCACAAGAAGGUGGCGAUCCUUGUCUGCCUGCUCCAUGGUCUUGGGUUCAAUGUAGCUCCGAUCCACAACCAAAGAUAGUAUCAAUUAUGUUGUCAGGUAAGAAUUUGACGGGUAACAUACCAUUGGAACUAACCAGGCUAUCAGGCUUAGUGGAGUUAUGGCUUAACAAUAAUAACCUCACCAGUUCAAUUCCUAAUUUUUCUGGAUGCUUGAAUCUGAGGAUUAUUCACCUUGAGAACAAUCAACUGGCGGGUAGUUUGCCUUCUUCUUUGACGGACCUACCAAGUUUAACGGAAUUGUAUGUCCAGAACAAUAUGCUCUCUGGAGUUGUGCCCAGGGGUCUUCUUGACAAGAAAAUUGUUUUCAACUACACCGGUAACAUGUAUCUUCGAAAGGAAAGGAAUGCAAGGACUGACAUAGUAAUAGUUUUAUGUUCUGUGCUUGGAGCUGCGUUAUUCGUUGGAGCCAUUCUUUGUUACUAUUUGUUAGCGCAUAAAAAGAUAAAGUUUUUCUCGGAAGAAGAUGAUCUUACUAAAGUCCUACCUCCAACGAAGUUAAUCUCUUCCUUCAGUGAACUUGGCACAGAAACCGCUCAUAGGUAUACAUUAUCUUACCUUGAAGAAGCCACCGGGAACUUCGCAAAAAGAAUUGGCUCUGGAGGUUUUGGGAUAGUAUAUUAUGGAAAGACGAAAGAUGGAAAGGAAAUUGCAGUCAAAGUUCUUUUAAAUGAUUCUUACCAGGGAACCCGACAGUUUAAAAAUGAGGUGUCUCUGCUCUCAAGAAUACAUCAUAGAAACUUGGUAGCAUUUCUUGGUUACUGCCAGCAAGAAGGAAAGAACAUCCUGGUUUAUGAGUUCAUGCAUAACGGAACUCUCAAAGAGCAUCUUCAUGCUCAAGAAAAGCAUUUUGGUUGGAUCAAACGCCUUGAGAUUGCUGAAGAUUCUGCAAGAGGCAUCGAAUACCUUCACACUGGCUGUACUCCAACAAUCAUUCACAGAGAUCUUAAAACUAGCAACAUUCUUCUUGACAAAAAUAUGAGAGCGAAGGUAUCGGAUUUUGGCCUGUCGAAGCCUGCAGUGGAAGAUUCCCAUGUCUCAAGCAUGGUGAGAGGAACUCUGGGGUACUUGGAUCCUGAGUACUACACUUCUCAGCAGUUGACAGAGAAGAGCGACGUUUACAGUUUUGGCAUUAUUCUCCUCGAGCUGAUUUCAGGCAAAGAGCCAAUAUCUGGCACGAGUUUUGGAGAAAAAUUCCGAAACAUAGGCCCAUGGGCAAAGUUUUAUUACGAGAGUGGAAACAUCGAGGCAAUUGUCGACCCUUUACUGCAAGGAACUUACAAUGAUAUCCAAUCCAUCUGGAAAAUAGCCGAAACAGCAGUUAGGUGUCUCAAACAAGACAUAAGCCUCCGGCCAUCGACGUCAGAAGUGCUCAAGGAAAUCCAAGAUGCUCUCGCAUUGGAGCGGGCUCCCACCUGCGAGAAAACCGAAAAAAGCUUUGCCCCUGCACUCUCUAUAGAUGCGAAGUACGCGGACGACUCUAUAUUGGGGUCUCCCACUGGUUCCCUAGGGUAUCCGGAGCUUCGAUAGCCAUCCACAGGUAUGUUUAAUGUGAUUUCUGAAAAUUUCUUUUUCCCGAGUCAGAUAUCACAAAUAACAUGCAGGGUGAGCAGUAAGAACUAUUUAUUCGUUUUCCAGUAGUUUUCAUUGUUUUUUUUUUUUCAAUCCUGUGUAUAGAGUUCUAAUUUUUGUAUUUUUUAUGAGUAUUACUCUUUGAGUGGAUUGAAUGGGUCGAAUGAUAGUGUUUAGGAGUUACAGUGGCGAUUCGUAUUUUCCUCUGAAAGGAUGUAAUCUUGGAUAGGAGUUUCUUAUUUUGGUUGUCUUCUGCAUCCGUCAUCGGAAACUGCUGGAGAAUGGGUCGUCCGAAUUUUGACUUUACUGUUUUCAUUUUCUAUUUUCUUUGCCAAUCCAAUUUUCAUUAUUACAAUUAGAGAUCAUGAUCAAAAUUG